CAAUUAAUAAAAGACCAAACACCUAACUUUCACAUACUCGUUUCUCUCCCAAAACCAAAGCUCAAUCUCGCAACCCUUUCCUGCGAACUGAUCACCGAUCGACUCCACUCUAAAGACUCUUUUCCUCUGUCAUGCAAUAGAUCUUAUUUUCUUGUUCCAACAUUGAACAUUAUAAAGGAAAUCCAAAGCUAGAAAGGUCCUAUUAUAUAUUCUCUUAACAUGCAUCUCAUUUUAUUUGGUUUAUACAUCCGGCUUUUCUUGAAAUUAUGAAACGAUUUUAACAACUACUAACAAUUAUUUGCCCUUUUGCCUUGUUUUUGUGAUAUGAGCCAAUGCAGCGUUGAGUACCAGCUGGAUUCACAAGCUCUGCUUUUGUUUGUCUUUUUUUUUUUUUGGUUUUUCGAUCGGUAUUCGAGGUUUCAUCUCGAUUAAUCCGGAUCGAUCCGCGUCGCGCACUUAAAAAUAGUGAGUGAGCCUCCCAGCGAAGUGACACUUCGCACGGUUAAAACUCCGCAAUCUCUGCAGCUCUCCUCCAAACACGCAAAAAGCUCUCUCUCUCUCUCUCAUUUUUCCACACAAGAAGCUAAAGGCAAAGAAACCGGUGGGAUGGAAUCAAUCAAAGAAGAGCAAUCACUCAACUAAAAUCCAAGCAGAAUAUAAUCCUAUUAAGACCCGUCUCUGCAUUCUGCCUCUUCCACCAUCCAAACUCAUCACUCUUUUUUAUUUAUUAUCUUGUUCGAACUUGGAAGGCAUCUUCUCAGCUUGUAGCAUUGAGAUUAAGAAUAUUGCUUCUCCCAUUCCAAUCGAACUAUGGAAGUUGUAGGAGGCGCCUUUUUGUCAGCAGCGUUCGAGUUGUUGCUCUCGAAGUUGAGUUCUUCUGUAAGUGAAUGGCUGGAUUUACCAGAGAAAGUUGGUGUCGAGCUGCAAAAUUGGAGGAAUCUUUUGCCAAAGAUCGAUGCUUUACUUGAAGAUGCUGAAGAUAAGCAAGGAAGAGGCCCCUCGGUGAAGUUAUGGCUUGCUGAUCUCAAGGAUUUGUUUUAUGAUGUGGAGGACAUACUUGAAGAGGUCGACAUUGAUGCCAAGAGGUUUGAGCUGUUUGCAAAACCCCAAGCCAGCACCAGUAAGCCACAGAAACUGAUCCUUCCCAAAUGGUUGAAAAUGGUUGGAAGAUUAACGGCUAAAGGAGAACGAAAGAUGGCAUCCAGGGUGAAGGAUAUAACUGCUAGAUUCCAACGUAUUGAAGCAAACAUAAGUUCACUGAACCUGGUCAGAUCGGCUUUGAGAACUGGAGAUGAGUCCCACGGAGUUACUACAGAAAGAUUGCUCGCUACUUCUUUGCUUGAGCAACAUGUCUAUGGUCGAGAAAAUGAUAAAGAGGAUAUUCUUCAGAUUUUGCUCAAUGAUGAAGGCAACCAUGAGCCAUACUCUGUUAUUCCCAUUGUUGGAAUGGGAGGAAUCGGAAAGACCACUCUUGCUCAGCUCAUUUACAAUGAUGACAAAUUGAAGGGUAGGUUUGGAUGGCAAGCAUGGGUCUGUGUUUCUGAGCAUUUUGAUGUUUAUCGGAUUACAAGAGCCAUCUUAGAGCAAGUAACCACAGCAAAUUGUGAUAAAAAAGAGCUAACUCCACUUCAAGAAAUGCUGAAAGAUAAGCUCUCAGGCCAAAAGUUUUUACUUGUGCUAGAUGAUAUUUGGAAUGAAAACUAUGAAUUAUGGGAGAAAUUACAAAGGCCUUUCCUAGCAGGAGCACCAGGGAGUAAAAUAAUCAUCACAACUCGUAACGAAAAUAUUGGGAGGAAGAUAAGAGGAGAUGGCAGAGCUCAUAAUUUGUCGUUGCUAGAGGAUGAUGCUUGUUUGUCACUAUUUGCUCGACAUGCAUUGGGAGAUGAAAACUUUGAUGCAUAUCCAGAUCUCAAAAGAUUAGGGGAGAAAAUUGUUGAAAAAUGCAAAAGGUUGCCAUUGGCUAUAAAAACCCUUAGUGGCUUCUUGCGUGGUAAGGCAGAUCGUGCUGAGUGGGUAAAGAUAUUGAACAGUGAGAUAUGGGAUCUACCAGAUGGUAAUGGUAGCAUUCUUCCUGCUCUGAAAUUGAGCUAUAAUCACCUUCCUUCCCAUUUGAAGAGAUGCUUUGCCUAUUGUUCUAUGUUUCCUAAAGAUUAUGAAUUUGAUGAAGGUGAGUUGGUUUUAUUAUGGAUGGCAGAAGGAUUCUUGCAACAACAACCACAGACAAUGAAGAAAAUGAAAGACCUUGGUCAUCAGUCCUUUCGUGAGCUAUUGUCGAGGGCUUUUUUUCAACGGUCCAGUAGGAAUGAGUCGUUGUUUGUGCUGCAUGACUUGAUGGUUGAUUUAGCCUUGCAUGUUGCUGGGGAUAUAUGCUACACCCUUGAAUCAGAUGGAGAUAUAUCAGAUAUGAGGUUUCAAAGAGUUCGUCAUUUGUUAUUAUUUACUUCUGAAUUUGUAGUGUCAAAAAGAUUUGAAUUCUUGAAGAAAAAGAAGAAUUUACGUACAUUUCUACAACUGGGGAGGGAUUUUGACCUUUGGAAUAAUGGGUGCUUAUCCAACACACUCUUGCAAGAUUUGAUGAAAGAUCUAAAAUGUUUAAGGGUGUUGUAUCUUCAAAAUUAUAACAUAACGAAGCUCUCUGAUCAGAUUGGAGACUUGAAGCAUCUUCGAUUCAUUAAUUUGUCUAAUACAAAGAUUAAAAGACUUCCUAAGUCAGUGGGUUCUCUUCUUUACUUACAGACAUUGUUGUUAAGGAACUGCUCAGAGUUUUUCCAGUUGCCUACCACUAUUGGAUAUCUACUUGAUCUCCAACAUCUUGAUAUAUCUCAAACACCACUUUUAAAAGAGCUCCCAUCAGAAAUCAGCAAUUUGACAAGACUUGAAACAUUGUCAAAAUUUAUUGUUGGUAAUGAUCGAGGACCAAGGGUGAAAGAUUUGAAGAACUUGUCAGGUCUUCAAGGCCAGCUUACCAUUUUGGAUUUACAAAAUGUUGUGGCUGCAAAUGAAGCAAAGGAGGUGAAUUUGUUUGAGAUUGAGGGAUUAGAUGAUUUAUGCUUAGAAUGGUCUUCUGAUUUCCUUAACAACCGAAAUGAAAGAUCUGAAUUGCAAGUUCUCAGCUGGUUAAAGCCUUAUCAUGGUUUGAAAAGAUUGACAAUCAAUUGUUUUGGUGGAUUGGAAUUCCCACCUUGGAUAGCUGAUCCAUCAUUUUCCAACUUGGAGUUCUUGAAGCUCAACAAUUGUCAAAAAAGCACUUCAUUACCAUCACUCCAGCUAUUACUACGACUCAAAGAAUUGAUCAUUAUAGGCAUACAUGCAAUACAAACCAUGAUGCUUGACAAGGACAAUUCUUCUUCAAGUUCGGCUUUUCCAUCAUUGGAGAGUUUGAAAUUGCAAGAUUGCCCUAUACUGAAAGGAAAUUUUCCAAAAUGCAUUCCUGUCCUUAAAAAGCUAGAGAUUGCCAGAUGCCCAGAGUUAAUAUAUUCACCAAUAAGUCUUCCAUCACUUGAAGAGUUGUGUGUUGAAGAAUGUAGUGAGGCCGUCUUGAGGAGUAUGGUUGACCUCAACUCACUCAAAACAUUGAGAAUCAGCAGAAUUUCUAAGUUGAUUUGGUUGCCUAACAGUUUUGUAGAGUCCUUGAUAGCACUCGAGAAUAUGGAGAUUACAAGUUGUGAUGAACUCAGAAUGUUUCCAAGAGGCAAGUUACCCACCACGCUUAAAAUACUCCUAAUUACAGAAUGUGAAAAGCUAGAAUCUUUACCAGAAGGAAUAUUGAUGAAUAAUGGUGAUGCAUGUCAAGUGUCCCAUCUUGAAGAAUUAAGUAUUGACAGCUGUCCAUGUCUGAAAUCUUUUCCAACUGGCCACCUACCCAAUUCUUUUAAACACCUUUAUGUCCGUGAUUGCAAACAAUUGGAAUUUAUCCCUCAGAGAAUGCUGCAGUAUUAUAGGGAACUUGAAGAGAUUCAACUUGGUAAUAAUCCCGAAUAUGAUUGGCCAAAAUAUGAGAGAUGUUAUAUCCACAAAUGUUUAGGGAUAGAUAAGUUAGAUGGUUUGGAGUCGCUCUACCCAUUUAUCCCCAAUCUUAAAAGGUUAACCAUAAAUAGUUUCAAGAAUCUCAAGUCCUUACCUGAUAAGUUGCAGGACCUCAACUCUCUUGAUGAAUUAUGUAUAAGCAAUUGUCCAGGAAUUGAGUCCAUACCAGACAAUGGUUUGCCUCCAAACCUAAAAUGUCUUCGAAUUUCUGAUUGCCCAGGGAUUGAGUCCAUUCCAGACUCUGGUUUUCCUCCAAACCUUAGAGAUCUUCAUAUAUCUGGUUGCAAGAAUCUCAAGUCCUUACCUGAUAAGCUACAGGACCUCAACUCGCUCGAUAAAUUACGUAUAGAGCAUUGUUUAGGAAUUGAGUCCAUAUCAGAUGGUGGUUUGCCUCCGAACCUAACUUCUCUUGUAAUUUUCAAUUGCCCAAGAAUUGAGUCCAUAUCAGAUGGUGGUUUGCCUCUGAACCUAACAUCUCUUGAAAUUAGCAUUUGCCCAAGAAUUGAGUCCAUACCAGACGAUGGUUUGCCUUCGAACCUAAAAUGGCUUAGAAUUUCUCAUUGCCCAGGGAUUGAGUCCAUUCCAUACUGUGGUUCUGCCCCAAACCUUGGAGAACUGAUAAUUGAUUGCAAGAAUAUGAAGAAGCCGAUGCAAGAAUGGGGCCUCAGCAGCAUCACUUCGCCUCUAACUUUUGUGAUUUAUAGGAUAUGUCCUCCAGAUAAUGUGCUUCCCACUUCUCUAACCAAUCUUACAGUGGGUAAUGUUGAAAAUAUGAAAUCCAUAUCUAGAGGGCUCCUCCAAAACCUCAACUUUCUUCAAUGUUUAAAAAUUCAUGAUUGGCCAAAGCUGCAAACGCUGCCAAAGAAAGCCCUGCCUGCCUCCCUUCAACAGUUAAGAAUUUCGAACUGCAACAACUUCCAGUCCUUGCCAAAUAAAGUCUUGCCUCCCUCGCUUCAACGUUUAUCCAUUGAGUUUUGUGCCAACUUCCAGUCCUUGCCGAAGGAAGGCCUGCCUCCCUCGCUUGAACAACUCCAAAUUAGAAGCUGCCCGCUGCUGCGACGACGAUGCAUGAAGGAGAAAGGACAUGAUUGGCCCCUCAUUGCUCACAUCCCCGACGUUGAUGUUUGGCCUAAAGCAUAUUUCUGAAGACUCAUUGACUGCUCAACAUAUAAAUAGCUGCUGAAAUGGUGGGAAUGGCAAUAGCCAUUGAAAUGGCUUCUUCACUGUGCCUGGCCUACCGCUACUACCCUUGUGUAGUCCUUAAAGCUACAAAACAAGCUCCUUCACUGAUAACAUUUCACAUUUUUACUCCUCUUCAUCAUCAUAGCCAAGUAGCCAACAAUGAUAUAUGCUUCUACUUGUGCUUUUGCCACCAUUGAUGCUAAUAAGAAGUUUAGGAGCACUGAUCUGGUGGCUCUUGAGUAUGCUGAUCUUAACCUAAAAAAUUUUCUGGGUAUGUUCUUAUAAUCAUCUAGUUCCUUCCUUCUUAUUACAGUGACAGUUUCUUAUCCCAUGCAAUUUGGCAUGGUAUUUGUUCUGUUUAUACCUUCAUAUGAAUGAAAGGAAGGCAGAUGAAUUUUUUCUCUCUUUUUUUCCAUACUGAAGUUAUGGUUUUUGUUUUAAUAUAACACAAGGAAUUAGGUCAUGUAAGAAUCAGGCCACAUCUUCAAUCUUUUGCUCUAAGUUUUAAUUCCUCAUAUGAUCAUUUCUUUGAUUGAAUAUAAAUGUUUUAAUUGGUUUUGCUGUUGUUGUUGUCACAAUUAGAAUAAGAUAUGAUAUUGUCAUUUUGUGCGUAGAUGCUAGCACCAGUACCAAAUUAGAAUCAAGUAUUAAAGGGACA
This is a messenger RNA of Rubroshorea leprosula, 5866 nucleotides long. NCBI's taxonomy places the organism in Eukaryota, Viridiplantae, Streptophyta, Magnoliopsida, Malvales, Dipterocarpaceae. The record is from the annotation of a GenBank genome assembly.